UUAUACAAAAGAGCAGGGGAAACGGGGCGAAGAAAUAAUAAUACAGGAGAAAGAAAUUCAGACAGCUGCGCGCAUUCUCGUCCAGUUCAAAUCUAAAUCACAAACAAAAAGCUUGAGCAGGAAGCAAUGUUUGUCCGAAAAUUAUAUACAGAAAUAAGCAGGUAGUGAAAUCGCUUCAGCACAGAGCCUUGGAGUAAAAGAGAUUCAGUCGUUGUAGUCUUGAAAAAAUGACAGAUUUACAUGCACAAUUACCCUUCUCGGCGGGGCCAAGAUCUGUGGCUGACCUCUUCGGAGAAGAUUCAAACGAUUCGCAGGCAUUAUGGUUCAAAAAGGAUGUGUUUAUGCAGCCUGAUUUCGAUAGCGAGUCGUACAUUGCAGAUCUGAGGCGCUUCGUUGCUCUUGAGACGCUGCGCGCUGAGCUUCGGGGGCAUCUCGCCCUUCUCAAGAAUGAAUUGGUGGAAUUAAUCAAUAGAGAUUAUGCGGAUUUCGUGAAUUUGAGCACUAAGCUAGUGGAUGUGGAGGGGGCUGUGCUCAGAAUGCGGACGCCAUUGACGGAGCUUAGGGAUAAAAUAAGCAGUGUUAGAAGCAGCGUGGAUUCUUCUCUGCAGGCCGUUCAAGAUGGCUUGAGAAGGCGGGCGCAGGCUUCCAAUUCCAGAGAAAUACUUGAGCUUCUUCUCGACACUUCUCAUGUUCUUUCCAAGGUAGAGAAACUUAUGGUUGAGUUGCAAAGCAUGCCUGAAGAGGGAGCUAUUUCUCACACUGAACCAGGCAACAAAAGCUCCUUUAGUAAUGGUACUGUGGUAGAGAUUGCUGAGAAUGGUGCAAACCUUGAGGAGACCCGAAGUAUGCUGUUGGAACGGAUUGCAAGUGAAAUGAAUAGAUUGAAAUUUUAUAUUGCUCGUGCCCAGAACCUUCCUUUCAUUCAGAAUAUGGAUAAGAGGAUACAGAGUGCUAGUUUAUCACUAGACAAGAGCCUGCGUCGCUGCUUUGAAAUUGGCUUGGAGUGUCAUGAUGAAAGUGUCAUUUAUAAUUGUCUUCGUGCAUUUGCCGCAAUCGAUAACACUAAUGGGGCAGAAGAAACUUUUCGGUCAACUAUAGUUGCCCCAUAUAUUCAAAAAGUCAUUCCUUCAACCCCUUUGAAAGAAGUUGGAGGUUCUAUUGAUAUACUUGAGGAAGACUAUCAACAGAUCAAGAAGUUUGUUGAGAAAGAUUGCAAGUUCCUACUUGAUAUUGCUGCAUCAGCAAAUUCAGGAUUACACGUCUUUAAUUUCUUAGCCAAUUCAAUUUUGAAAGAGGUUCUAUCAGCCAUUCAGAAAGGAAAAGCAGGUGCAUUGUCUCCUGGUAAACCGGCAGAGUUUUUGAUGAACUACAAAUCAAGCAUGGAGUUCAUAACUUUUCUUGAAGGAUUUUGCUUUUCAAAAUCUGCAGCUGGUGGAUUUCGUUUGCAGCCUGUUUAUGUAGAUUUUGUGAAACAGUGGAAUCUCGGAGCCUACUUUACACUUAGAUUUCAGGAAAUUGCCAAUUGUCUCGAGUCUGCAUUGGUUACAAGUAGCAUUAUCCCAUUAGAUAAUUCUCAGAAUCAUCAAGAUGGAGUUUUGAAUUUAACAGUAAAGCAAUCUAUUGUUCUUUUGGAAUGCUUGCAUCGAUGCUGGCGAGAUGACGUUUAUAUAGCUUCAAUUGCAGAUAAAUUUCUUCGUUUGACACUGCAGCUUCUUUCUAGGUAUUCAAUGUGGUUGUCAACUGGACUUGCUGCAUGUAGGAAGGGAAAUACAACCUCCGGCACUAGUGGUGAAGGGGCUCUUGUUGCAACACUAGAGGAUCUAAUUUUUAUAAGACAUGACAUAGAUCUCCUUGUGAAAGAAGUCAAUGGUUCUUACUUGGAGCAUGUUAUGGGGUUGCUUGCAUCUUGUCCAGAGGAAGUUCUUGCUCUAGUAAGACAGAGCAUUCUGCAGGCAUCACAAGGAUUAAUAAAUUCUGUUCCUAUAGUAUUGGAUGUCAUUAUCGAAGCAAUGGUGGAGAAGUCUGUUGAGGUUUUGAGGCAACUUAAGGGAAUCUCUGCUACAUAUAGAAUGACAAACAAACCACUUCCAGUGCGCCAUUCACCAUAUGUUUCUGGUGCGCUUCAACCUUUGAAGACAUUUCUUGAGGGGGAACGUGCUAUAUAUUUAACGAAAGAGACAAGAAAUCAAAUACUUCAGUCUGCUGCUGAGAGAAUUACUGCUCGAUAUAAUGAACUAGCAUCAGAGCUUGUGACAGUGGCAAGAAAGACCGAAUCUUCACUGCAACGUAUAAGGCAGGGUGCUCAGAGAAGAGGAGGCACUGGGACAGAUUCCUUAGAUGGCAAUUUAUCUAACACGGACAAGAUUUGCAUGCAGUUGUUUCUUGAUGUUCAGGAGUAUGGGCGUCGCCUUUCUUCCAUUGGAGUUGUUGCAACUGAGAUCCCUGCUUAUACCUCACUGUGGCAGUGUGUGGCUCCUCCAGGCAGACAAUCAUCGAUACAAUUUUGAUAUGUUUUAGUAUCCUGAUCUGAGUUUUGCUAGGACAUGCUGUUAUGUAACUAAUGUCUUCAAGUUUUCCAAGGUGAGAACAAACUCCUCACUUGUGCUUUUUCGUUUGGUGGGGAGAUUGCAAGAGGGUCCCAUUUGCAAGUUUUAGAACUUGUGUCUUUGCAAUAUUUGUGGCGGUUGGGUUUGACUUCAGCAUAAGUUGUCAUGUGUACCUUGAUGUUUAAGUAUUCAAGAGGUUUAGUUGAGCUAAAAUUGUACUCCUGUCCAAAUGUAUAUCAUUGUUGCUUGUGUCGUGUAAUCAAUUGACCUCCUUUUGUUUACUCACAAAUGAGGAUUGCUUUGUAGGUAAAGCUAACAUUCAAAAAUAUAAGAUACGAGUAAGUAAUGUUCUUGACUCACUGUUUGAUGAUGACAUUUACUCAUCAAAUAGGAAGCUAGUAACUAUGUUUGUCCACCCUUGGAUGAUUUAAAUUUGCCUCCAACAAAAUGACAUGUAAGGUGACCAAGUUGUUGAUUUCA
Molecule: messenger RNA, 3026 nt
Organism: Cryptomeria japonica (Japanese cedar)
Lineage: Eukaryota; Viridiplantae; Streptophyta; Pinopsida; Cupressales; Cupressaceae
Product: conserved oligomeric Golgi complex subunit 2
Exons: 12
Coding region: 228-2507 (759 amino acids)
Biological process (GO): intra-Golgi vesicle-mediated transport; protein transport; Golgi organization
Cellular component (GO): COG complex; membrane
Source: RefSeq, a predicted model, not a curated record